Messenger RNA from Cyphomyrmex costatus, 1012 nucleotides. RefSeq names its product mitochondrial cytochrome C (gene CytC). The coding region runs from base 230 to 556 and encodes 108 amino acids. Gene Ontology annotation, molecular function: electron transfer activity; heme binding. The transcript is spliced from 5 exons. Lineage: Eukaryota; Metazoa; Arthropoda; Insecta; Hymenoptera; Formicidae. The record is from RefSeq and is a predicted model, not a curated record.
ACGCGGACCGUCGCGGUUAAUGUUCACGCCAUUCACGGUCAGAUUGGGUCAGACGUUGGGAGCCAACUAUAUUGGUAUAAAAAAAAACGCACGAUCUCCGUCGAUUCCGAUGGCACCACGUGCUUGUGCCUCGGUGAAUCCGAUUUGCAAAACCAGAAAUAACAUUAAAUUCUGAUGAAAUUCAUAUAUUUGUGAGGAAGGAUAUAAUCGAAUACACAAUUAAAUAAAUAUGGGUGUUCCGGCGGGUGAUCCAGAAAAAGGAAAGAAGAUUUUCAUCCAAAGAUGUGCACAAUGUCAUACUGUCGAAGCGGGUGGCAAACACAAAGUAGGUCCCAAUUUACAUGGACUUAUAGGUAGAAAAACUGGUCAAGCCCCUGGUUUCCUAUAUACCGAUGCCAAUAAAGCGAAAGGCAUCACUUGGAAUAAGGAUACUCUUUUUGAGUAUCUAGAAAAUCCAAAGAAGUACAUUCCCGGUACAAAGAUGGUAUUCGCCGGAUUAAAGAAACCUCAAGAGCGGGGUGAUCUUAUAGCUUAUUUGGAACAAUCGACGAAGUAAAUGCUUCUCCGCGUCCAUGCUACCGAUCGCAGAAAUCGUGAAGAACGCGAGUGAGCAAGCGAGAUGCCGAGCAUGGCAUGAGUCGCGAUAUUAGUACGAUUAUCAUCUCAUCAUGUUUUGUCAUCUCACUCGUGUUCAUCCCAUGGACUCUCCUCUCGAUGGUACUCAAAAGCGUUCGCAAUACGUGUUUAAAUAGUAAUAAAUUGUUAUUGUAUUGUUGAUAAGUAGACAAUUUCAAAUAUGUACAUGACGUGACACAGGAGUCGAGCUAGCUCAACUCUGUUUUUUUCCUUUUUCAUCAUACCGAAAAGAUAUUCUCGGGAGCGCUAACGCCCGCCAUACGAGUGGUUGAACCACUUUUCUGCGGAUCCCGUGUCCUUAAUUAUUUAUUAUCAUUGUACCAUGCAGUAAGUGUUGAUCUGUAAAUCAAAGAAAUACAGACUAGGCAAUUCAAAA